Molecule: messenger RNA, 2533 nt
Organism: Chilo suppressalis (striped riceborer)
Lineage: Eukaryota; Metazoa; Arthropoda; Insecta; Lepidoptera; Crambidae
Source: the annotation of a GenBank genome assembly
UGUAAUUUGCGCAAGAGACUGCUUGGUUAAGACACAGCACGUACAACGAUCUGGGAAAUAUUUCGACAUUAACUCGACCAGCCUCGUGAGGCCCACUCGCUUCAUAUCAUUAUCGAGACAUGCAGAAGCAGUAAAGAAAUUUUAUUGAAACACUAUGUUGAAAUUUCUGUGAGAAAAAAGUGUGUUAAACGGUUCUGGUGAAUAUGAAGGCUAAGGUUACAAUGAACGUUCUAUAUUUAAAACUGACUGAGUGAAGAAAUGAUGAGUGUGCCGUUCCAUAUUCAAAAAAAUUGUUGAAAUUUCUGUGAGAAAAAAGUGUGUUAAACGGUUCUCGUGAAUAUGAAGGCUAAGGUUACAAUGAACAUUCCAUAUUUAAAACUGACUGAGUGAAGAAACGAUGAGUGUUCCAUUCCAUAUUCAAAAAAAUGAAGUGAAUGGAAUUGUGAAUAAAAUUCAAUCGAAUAGCGCUUUUUUUGGAUUGGACAAGAUAAGUAAUUUCUUUUUGAAAUAAAGGUUACAUUCUUUCCUUUUGAGGUUACGGUUGUACGGAACCCUUAAAAAUGAUGCGAACUUUUGUUAUUUAUAGCAUGCUGUUAUGUGUUUUGGUGCAUAAGUCAGAGUGUGUGUUUGGUACUUUUACCAGAGUCGUGGAGACGAGUUACGGCAAGGUUAGAGGUAGGAGGAGCGUCUCUGGACAGAACCUGUUCUAUGGAAUACCAUACGCGACCAGCGAAAGAUUCCAACCACCGAAAGAGCCUGCAUCCUGGAACGGGAUCUUCGACGCCGUGAGACGAUUCGGGUCAUGUUCGCAGACAGUUUCCCUACUCAGACUGGGCUCUGAGGAUUGCCUGAGCUUAGACCUGUAUGUUCCUGAGCGAGCGAAGCCCGGGGACAAGAUUCCAGUCCUGGUGUUCCUCCACGGAGGCGCCUACUACUACGGCAGCAAAUUACACUACGAUCCAGAAUUCCUGGUCACUAAAAACGUUAUCACGGCCAUUAUCAACUACAGAGUCGGCGCCCUUGGCUUCCUCUGCCUAAACGGUAUCGCCAACCUUGGGCUAAAGGACCAAGUCGCAGCCUUGAAGUGGAUAAAGAAGAAUAUCGCAGCCUUCGGAGGAGAUCCAGACAAUGUGACUAUGUCAGGCCAAAGCGCAGGAGCAAGCGCCGCAGCCAUGCACAUGCUCUCUGAAUCCAGCAAAGGGUUGUUCCACAAACUGCUCCUCAUGAGUGGAUCACCUUUAACACCGUGGGCGUUCAACACGGAACCUCAAACGCCCGCGUUUCAAGACGCAAGGAAGCUAACUCGGGCAUCAUCAGAGAAAGAGGUGCAUGAUUUCUUCGCAUACGCUUCUGUCGACGAAGUGCUCACGGUGGCGAGCGACACUUCCCUAAAUCCGAGAUAUUUCAAAUACAGCCCUUGCGUAGACAGCAACUCCUCGGAACCAUUCUUCAAGGAUACACCGUUUAACUUGAUAAAGUCUGGUCGUUUCAACAAGGUGCCAAUCUUGACGGGAGUCACUAGCGUCGAGGGCUUGUUAUUCUACGGGUUGAAUAGCGAGAAAACGUUGCAAGAACUCGAUGAACAAUUCGUAGAGCGGCUCCCCUUCGUGUUCUCCUGGUGUUCUGAAAAGGAUAAGCGAGAAAUCGCUAAUGAAAUGCGCUCCCAGUACUUUGGAUCGGAGCCUAUAAGGAGAGCGCAGUACAGACGCAUUAUAGACUUUUACUCCGAUUGGAUAGCAUACUCGACGUCGCAAGCUUUUGUGGAUUUAAUGGUGAAGUCUUCCGACCAGCCGGUGUACUCUUACUUGUUUCAUUAUGAAGGGGACAGAAAUUUCGCGAAAUCGCUGCUUGGUCAAGGUCUGGAGGUGGAAGGGGCCUCGCAUUCUGAUGACAUCUUCUACGUGUUCAAGCCGGCAGGGCUGUCGCUGAUACUGUCCAGCAGGGACCGGCUGUUCAUAGACCGCCUCACCACGAUGAUCACCAACUUCAUGAAAUACGGGAACCCAACGCCAAAGAAGAGUCAUCUGUUGCCCGUGAUAUGGCCACCCGCCAACUCUUCGAUGACGAUGCGUCUGGACGAGCACCUGUCCAUCAUCAAGGCUGAACCGUCCACCCACCAGCAGUUCUACCUCAACCUGCUGUGCACCUACGGCCAGCCAGGGUACGUGCCCUGUGAGAGCGCACGAAAAUGCAACAACUCCAGUGACAGUAGUUAGAAUAUUACAUACCACUAGUCUGAGUGUUCAAUACAGAAUUAAGAGAUAGGAGACUUAUGCCGGAUUCAUAUUUGUCUGACGUGUUGUUUUGUGCUUGUGACGCAUCAGUUCGGUACCCUUAACACGAACCAAUAUCGAAAUCGAAUAGUAUGCGAAUGCAAAAAAAAAAUUAAAAUAAAUAAAAGUCAAAAAGAAAUUGUAGUAAAAUAAAUUAAAUAAUUUUAAUUAAUUAAUUAAAGUAAGGUAAAUUUUUGAAGUUAUACUUCUUUAGGCGCGUUAUGAAAAAAUGAUGAGAGUGAAAUUUUUAGAUGCGCGCG